CCGUAAAAUAGUAACUCAACCAACAAAAGUUAUUCACCAUAGUACUUUUACUUAUUUCCACUCCAAAUUUUAAUUAAACUUACAUUGUAAAUUUUUUUAAUUUUACUUUCUUACAUUACAUACAUCACUUAUUGUUGCAUCAUCUUUUUGAAGAUGGAUUUUUGUGUCGAGUUUUUUCCACAAUUUGGAAUAAACAAUGAAAAAAUUAUCAAAUUUCCUCGAACAUCACGAUUCAAAUCCUUCUCUUUGUUUGACUUUCCAUAUCAAAACCCAAUGGAUUCUCUGUAAAUAUCCCUCUCAUUGUUUCAAACACAAAAAACAGAGACCCAUUGAGUUCUUCUUUAGCAAUGAUCAGAUUCCUCCUCCUCGCCGCCGUCGCCGCCUUCUUCGGCGGCGCCAUCAUCCCCGUACGGUGUCUGCAAUUCAACUUCCCACUUUUCACCGACGAAAACCAGGAGCUCAUUCUUGAAAACAACGCUCGAAUCUUUCUUAACGCUAUUCAAGUCACGCCGGACGUCAGAGGAGCUCCGAUCACCAAUGAAUCCGGCAGAGCCGUUUACAAAGACCCGUUUCUUAUAAGAAACAGAGACAAAAUCGCAUCUUUCAACACUACAUUCGAAAUCAUCAUCAGCCCACAGACUGCCCCGGUCGGCGGCGAGGGGUUGGCUUUCAUUCUCGCCGCCAAUCAUUCAGCUCCCGCCGAUAGCUAUGGCCAGUGGCUGGGAAUUGUUAAUGCUGCCACAAAUGGAACCCCAGAGGCUAAAAUUAUAGCGGUUGAGUUCGACACCAGGAAAAAUUACCCAGAAGAUAUUGAUAGCAAUCAUGUGGGUUUGGAUUUGAACGGCGUCUUUUCGAUUGAACAAAGGCGAAUGUCGGAAUUUGGAGUUAAUCUUUCAUCUGAGUUAUCUGUUUUCGCCAUGAUUCAAUACGAUACGAAGAACAUCUCUGUUUUUGUUUCCAUGUCGAACAAAACAGAGGAUCUGUUGAAAAACCGCGUCAUUUUUCAGCCAUUAAAUCUCUCAAUUCUUCCAGAUGAAGUUUAUGUUGGAUUCUCAGCUUCCACCAGCAAUUUCACACAGUUAAACUGUGUGAAAUCAUGGCAAUUCAACGGAACUGAUAUCAGCGAUAACAACAGAAAAAACCGCCUCUGGAUUUGGCUGACAGUCGCCGGAAUUGGGGCUCUGUUAAUCUGUGGGGCUGUUUUCGGAAUCAUCUUCCAUUUCUGUACAAGGAAGAGGAGAUUAAAUCAUCCAGAAGAAGCAUACGAAGGCAUAGAACAUCAACUUCAAGAUUUCUCCAUAGCCCCACGAGCUCAAAAAUAUGAAUUCAAAGAACUGAAGAAAGCCACAAACAAUUUCGACCCGAAGAACGGCCUUGGGAAAGGCGGUUUCGGAACAGUUUACAAAGGAAAUUUAAUGAACAGAGAAGUAGCAGUGAAGAGAAUUUCAAAGGAUUCACGUCAAGGGAAGCAAGAAUUCAUAGCAGAAGUUGCAACAAUCGGUAGCCUUCAUCACAAAAACCUUGUGAAAUUAAUAGGAUGGUGUUAUGAAAAAAGAGAUCUUCUUCUUGUUUAUGAGUUCAUGCCAAAUGGUAGCUUAGACAAGCUAAUAUUUGGCAAUAAACUUGGUGGAAAUGAAAUUAUCCCAAACUGGGAAACAAGACAGAACAUAAUCUGUGGAGUAGCCGAAGCAUUAGAUUAUCUUCACAAUGGUUGUGAGAAAACAGUACUACAUAGAGAUGUGAAGUCAUCAAACAUAAUGUUGGAUUCGAAAUUCGAAGCAAAGUUAGGCGAUUUCGGGUUAGCUCGAACGAUGCGACGAACGGAACAAACGCAUCAUUCGACGAGGGAGAUAGCCGGGACGCCGGGGUAUAUGGCACCAGAGAUAUUCUUAACAAGUAGAGCAACAGCAGAAACAGAUGUGUAUGCAUUUGGAGUAUUGGUUUUGGAGGUAAUAUGUGGGAGAAAGCCAGGGAAUCCAUUGGAUUUAGGGAGUUAUGAUGGGAGUAUAGCACAUUGGGUAUGGGAAUUCCAUAAAGAAGACAAGCUUGUUGAAGCUGUUGAUGAAAGUAUUGAAGGGCAAUAUGUUGAAGAAGAAAUAGAGUAUUUACUGAAAUUGGGAUUGAGUUGUUGCCAUCCAAACCCACUUCAAAGGCCAAGUAUGAGAAAUGUUUUGGCAGUGCUCAAAGGAGAAGCAAAUCCACCAAUUUUGCCUAAUGAAAGGCCUUCAUUUGUUUGGCCUCCUAUGCCACCAUCAUUCAAAGAAGAUAAUGAUACCUCUCUUAAAGACAGCCAACUUGUUCCAUUCACAGAACUUUCUGGAAGAUGAUCAUAGAUUUUUUCCAUCAAAGGGGUGUUUUUUUAUUUAUUUGUAGAAUGUAAAAGGAAAGUGUACCUAUUUAAUUUUUUUAAUUUUUUUUUUUUGGAACUAAAUGUAUCUUAAAUGUUAAUGGUAGACAGUGUUUAGAUCCAAUAGGUUAUAUUACUUGUGUAUGCCAGAAAUGUACAAAAGAUUGUUAUUCUUCUCUUAAA
Benincasa hispida (wax gourd) is the source of this 2530-nucleotide messenger RNA. RefSeq names its product putative L-type lectin-domain containing receptor kinase S.5. Gene Ontology annotation, molecular function: ATP binding; protein kinase activity; carbohydrate binding. The record is from RefSeq and is a predicted model, not a curated record. Gene Ontology annotation, biological process: protein phosphorylation. NCBI's taxonomy places the organism in Eukaryota, Viridiplantae, Streptophyta, Magnoliopsida, Cucurbitales, Cucurbitaceae.